Molecule: messenger RNA, 755 nt
Organism: Protopterus annectens (West African lungfish)
Lineage: Eukaryota; Metazoa; Chordata; Ceratodontiformes; Protopteridae
Gene: CCHR2.PART2H9orf85
Product: chromosome chr2.part2 C9orf85 homolog
Exons: 4
Source: RefSeq, a predicted model, not a curated record
UUUUUUUUUUUUCUAGUUUCAGAAACGCUUGUCUUUGACCCACAGACGAGCUGUAUUUGCUGGUUAGUUAAAGUGACGUAAAAUAUAGUGGGUUAUGAUACUCAAGUUGAUUGGCAUAAACAUCAACUAAUAAGGUGCUUGAAAUAUGACCGUGAUGUAAUUUCUGUGUUUCUAUUUUUUAAGGCUGUUGCACGAAUGAACAUGUUAUCAAAGUAGUUUAUGGAAUAACAGGCAAUCCCUGUAAUUGGAAUUUGUGGUUCGGUGCUUCUAAGUAGUCAGCUGAUCGCGAGUGUGAUAACUGGCUUGUUGUGGUGACUUUGGGUUAAACAAUUAUGAGUUCUCAGAGGGGUAAUGUUUCCCGUACUCGUUCUCAAAAGCACAAGAAUACAACGGUGUUUAAAAAUGACAAAUACGAUGCCACUAACACUCUAAAGAAACUCAAUACUAAAGUUCAUGAUGGAGUUUGUCAACGGUGUAAGGACAUACUGGAAUGGAAAAUUAAAUAUAAUAAGUACAAGCUGCUUACAAAGCCUAAGAAAUGUGUGAAAUGCUUUCAGAAGACUGUGAAAGAGGCGUAUCAUGUCUUGUGCAAACCCUGUGCCCUUAAAUUAGGAUUCUGUGCAAAAUGUGGAAAGAGUGAGGAAAUUGUUAUUUCGUUUUCCCGUCAUAUGGCUGUGGAGUUGUCUCGAGUUUUGGACAAUUCAGUUCCUUUUUUUUCUUCAUCUUCAGCCACCUUUAUUGAAUUAUCACUUGUG